AAUGUAAAUUUAAUGUAAAUUAGACAAUAUUUAUAUUUAACAUUGAAUAAAGUUACUUCAAAAAUGUUUCAUUACAGAAAUAGUAUCAGAUGUAUCAGGUGCAUAUCGCAAUUUAAAAUACCUAGGUCAGACUGUGUCUCAUAUGGACCACCAAAGCGAGUGAACGAUCCGAAAUUGUGCGCCAUUCGAGAUAAGGGGUUAGUUCUAGGUGUAUAUUUUAAUGAAAACGUUAAAGAUGAUGGGGCGAUUUUAACGGCAAGUGGUCAAAAAUAUGACAAACAAUGUGGUGGUAAACUUUGGAAUCAAUUAAAAUUGACCCCCAUACCGCGGCUUGGGGAGUAUAGAAUAUUUUAUGAUUUGGAUAGCACUUAUGGUUAUGUAGCGGUUGCUGGUCUCGGAACUGAAUGUCUAUCAUUUAAUACGAUUGAGCAAUUAGAUGAAAGCAAAGAAGCCAUAAGAAUAGCAGCGGGAAUAGGCGCACGAGCCCUUCAAAAGUUUAAGCCCUCUGUUAUUCACGUGGAAUCAUUUGGUAAUGCCGAAGCCGCUGCAGAAGGUGCUACUCUGUCAACAUGGAAAUUCCAGGAAUACAAAAGCCCUUCUAAUAAAGAAAUUGUUCCAAAUGCUGAAAUUGAACUUUUCGAUGACUGUGAUUUUUACGGAUGGAAAAUUGGUGCACUGAAAGCUGCAUCUCAAAACUUAGCUCGAUAUCUCCAAGAAAUGCCUCCAAAUUAUUUAAACCCAACAUCUUUUGCAAAAAUUGCAGUUGAGUUGCUUUGUGAAUUAAACAUCAACGUCGAAAUCAAGACGCAGGGAUGGGCAGCAAGUCACGAAAUGGGAGGUUUCGUUGCUAUAGGUAAAUCUUCAAUUCAGCCACCUCUUUACGUUGAGAUAAGUUAUUUCGGCGCAGACGAGUGCACCAGACCCAUAGUACUUAUCGGUAAAGGCGUUACCUUUGAUAGCGGCAGUCUAGACCUCAAACCGAUGCGAGAUUUAAUGUUAAUGAAAGGUGACAUGGCAGGUGCAGCUUGUGUACUAGCAAUUACACGCGCCGCGGCUAUUCUUAAAUUGCCUGUCAAUAUUCGAGGCAUCCUACCCCUAUGCGAGUUAAUGCCAAGUGGCAGAUGUCCGAAGUUUGGAGAUGUAAUAUCAAAUGCUCAUGGAAAAUCGAUUCAUAUAAGAGUGCCAUCACGUGAAGGACGUCUUUUGAUCGCAGAUAGCUUAGUAUACGCCAGGAACUACUGGCCAAAGGCUAUUCUUGACAUAGGGACGAUGUCCAAAGAACUAAUAUACUCAUUGGGAGGAGCAGCGUGUGCUUGUUAUACGAAUUCGGAAGAAUUAUUUUGUUACGUUUCCACGGCCAGCAGUCAAACAGGAGAUAGAAUCUGGCGUAUGCCCCUAUGGAAGUAUUACGAAGAACGUAUAAAAGAUUGCGAAACUGCAGACGUAGCAAACACGAGUCGUGAUGACUUCGGCGAUUCAGCAAACUGUGCCGCCUUUCUAAAACAGUUCGUUUGUGACAGUAAAUGGGUACAUUUCGACACAUAUAAUGUUGCUUACACAAGGGGUCACGACUUUCCCUAUCUCCAACGAGGAAUGACCGGCCGGCCCACGAGGACAGUGAUAGAAAUGAUGUUUCAACUAUUAGCCGAUUCUAAGUUGUGAUUGACUUGCUCCUAAAUAUUGUUUGUAAUAUUAUUUUAUUUUGUUUCUCAAUUUAUUGGAGUUCCUCUAAAACAUAUUUUCGAAACGAAUAAAUUUUUGUAUUUGCUAAAAUAUAAAAAAAUUGCUAACA
Messenger RNA from Vanessa tameamea, 1792 nucleotides. RefSeq names its product cytosol aminopeptidase-like (gene S-Lap). Gene Ontology annotation, biological process: proteolysis. Gene Ontology annotation, molecular function: manganese ion binding; metalloaminopeptidase activity. The record is from RefSeq and is a predicted model, not a curated record. NCBI's taxonomy places the organism in Eukaryota, Metazoa, Arthropoda, Insecta, Lepidoptera, Nymphalidae. The coding region runs from base 64 to 1662 and encodes 532 amino acids. The transcript has a single exon. Gene Ontology annotation, cellular component: cytoplasm.